AAAAUUCUAUGUUUAGCAUGGUCGUGGAGUCGCCUUUUCUACCGGUAAUUUCAAUAUUUGUACAUACGUUCAUUUAUACAAGGAAGAAAUUAAUCUAAGUCUAUUACUGUUGUUUGAACAAUGGGGUCUUAUGCUUCAGAGCCAAAGGUUGAUAAGGAAUCUUUAGAUGAAUACAAUGAUAGAAUGAAUUGUAGUGCGAGUUCUAUGCAAGGUUGGCGCGUAAGCCAAGAGGACGCUCAUAACUGUCUGUUAAAUUUUGAUACAAAUACAUCAUUUUUCGCUGUUUAUGACGGACAUGGGGGCCACGAAGUGGCCCAAUAUUGUUCACAAAAACUUCCAGAUUAUAUCAAAACUACCCAAGCUUAUAAAGAAGGAAAUUUUGAAAAAGCACUUAUUGACGGCUUUUUGAAUUUUGAUCAUACAAUAACAACUGAAGAAGUCAUAAAAGAACUAAAAGAAAUAGCAGAAACAGAAGAGGAUGUGGAAGACGAAGAUGAUGAAGAGAAUGUCGCUCAUCUUUAUGAAGAAGCUACUAUGCCAAUUGAACAAGUUAUUGAGAAGUAUACAUCCAAUGCUUUGAAUCCUGUUGUCAAAUCUUUGAAAAAGGGAGAUAAGCCUCCUAAAAGUCCAUGUUUAAAAGCCAAACAACUAAAUGAUGGAGGUGAAGGUACUUCAUCCAUAAAACCAAGCAAAUCAGAAAAUUAUGAAGAAGCUGGAACUUCAGGAUCUCAAAAUGAUUGUUCUAAUGAUACAAAACACUCAGUUGAAGAAGAAGUAAAACAAGAACCUAGUAAAGUUGAAAAUGAUAUUCCAAAAAUUGAAAUUACACCGGACAGUACUGAAGCUAAUGGUGUCUCACCAAAGAAGGAAGACACAGAAACUAUUCAGAAUGGGGAUAUAGCUGAAGAUAAAAUAGAUUCCUCAGAUAUACAGGAGAAUGGAGAAGAAUCGCCUAAAGGCAAAGGAAAGGCCAAAAUGAAGAGAAUUACUCCUGUUACAGUUCGAACUAGUUCUAGACUUAAAGAAUCAUCUAAUUCUUUGUAUAAAAAAUUGCUUGUUCUUGAUGGCGAUGAUGAGGAAGAUACAGAGGAUGAAGAUGACACAACAUUUGAUGGUGGGCAAGAAGAUAGCUCAGAAGAUGAUGAAAAUUCUCUGUUAGAAGAAGAAACUGAUGAUAGUUCAAAUGAUGAUGAUGAUGACGAUGAAGAAGAAGAUUCCAUGGAUAAUGAAGAAAUGUUGGAAUUCACUAGAAAUAUGAAGGAUGAACCAGGUUCUGAUAGUGGUUGUACAGCUGUUGUAGCUCUUCUUAAAGAUAAAAAAUUGUGGGUUGCAAACGCAGGGGAUUCUAGAUGUGUUGUAUGUCGAAAUGGUAAGGCCAUAGAAAUGAGUUUCGAUCACAAGCCUGAAGACGAACCAGAGAGGGCUAGAAUAGUUAAGGCUGGGGGACGUGUUACUAUGGAUGGUAGAGUAAAUAAUGGAUUAAAUCUUUCAAGAGCCAUUGGAGAUCAUGCAUAUAAGCAAAAUACUGACUUGGGACCUGAAGAGCAAAUGAUAACAGCAUUGCCAGACAUUAAAACUCUAGAUAUUGAAGAAGAUGAUGAAUUUAUGAUUUUAGCAUGUGAUGGUAUUUGGAACUUCAUGUCCAGUCAAGAAGUGGUUGAUUACAUAAGGCCGAAAAUCAAAGAAAAUAGGGAAAAAUUAUCAAGCAUUAUCGAAGAGCUGUUUGAUCACUGCUUAGCACCUCACACAAUGGGAGACGGUACAGGAUGUGAUAACAUGACGGCAAUCAUAGUUCAAUUCAAAAACAACCGUAAGCGAUUGGCUUCACCAGAUAAAUUAGAAAAUGAAUCUGUUAAAAGGGUAAAAACUGAAAGUGAAGGAACAACGGUUCAGUGAUUUAAUUUGAGAUGGAAUUUUUCUUGUCCAUCAUUUCGUUCAAUGAUGAAAGUUUAAUGUUGUCAGAGAUAAUUUUGUGAAUGUAUGUCAUUAGAAGCAUUUCAAGUUGUUGGAGUUGGGAAAGGAAAUCAGUUGCAAAAACAUUAUUCUCUUUGGUCAAACGAUUUUGAAAUAAAAUUGACCAAUGAUAACGGAACGUAAAUUGCAUGUAAGUGAAUUUGAUACUCAGAAUAAUGAACAUAUUUUAUGCUUAUUACUCUGAGAUUUGAUAGAUCAACAUCUAUUUGAUAUUUCUUGAUCAAGCAAUCAAAAAAUGUUGUGCAACCCAUUUCUAAAAUGUAUCUCUGAUAAUGUUCAAAACUAAAUGCAAGGGGAAUUUUGUUUAUCACGAGUAAUUUUAAAUUUUUAUCAUUUUAACCUUUGUCUUGAACAAAGCAUAGACGAUGAUAAUCAUCUAAGUAAUCCCAUUUUUUUUAUACAUUCAUAAAUUGACAUUUAAUACUUUUUUGGAUAUUUUGUCCACCAUAGGUCAGCAGGUGCCUUCAGUUAUUAAAAGCUAUGGUGUUCAAAAAUCGUCACUUUUAAUUUCUGUGUAGGGUUCCACUUUUACUGCUCCAUUGUUUUUAUUUAUUCCUUCCUAGUUCAAUACAUGUUUACAUUUUGUCUGAAACGAUUAUGUUUUUGUUAAAAUACAUGUAAUAAAUUAUAAUUUUUAA
Messenger RNA from Harmonia axyridis, 2612 nucleotides. RefSeq names its product probable protein phosphatase 2C 21. Gene Ontology annotation, biological process: protein dephosphorylation. The transcript has 7 exons. The record is from RefSeq and is a predicted model, not a curated record. Gene Ontology annotation, molecular function: protein serine/threonine phosphatase activity; cation binding. Bases 121 to 1896 code for a protein of 591 amino acids. Lineage: Eukaryota; Metazoa; Arthropoda; Insecta; Coleoptera; Coccinellidae.